This is a messenger RNA of Python bivittatus (Burmese python), 1351 nucleotides long. NCBI's taxonomy places the organism in Eukaryota, Metazoa, Chordata, Lepidosauria, Squamata, Pythonidae. The record is from RefSeq and is a predicted model, not a curated record.
AUGGUGGCCGCCCUGGCACAAUCAAAGCUCCACGCAUUUUUGGAGCUUCCAUUGCACCAAGGGGACCCCCAUCCUGACUUUUUUGAUCCUGUGAACACCCCUGGCCUGGAGAUAAGCGAAACAGAACAGCUAAGCAAGAACUGCUUCUUUGGAUACUGGCUAACAGGGCAGGAUUGUCGUGACCCUGAUGAGAAGUUUAUUCAUGCUCAGCGGCUGCUCCAGAACACCCCAAAAAGCGGGCCGGCGGAGCUCGCCGGGGCCUCACGCCCUUCUCCCCCCCGCCAGUGCCGGAACUGCGACUACCAGCAGGAGGCCGACAACAGCUGCAUCUACGUGAACAAGAUCACCCACGAAGUGGACGAAUUAACCCAGAUCAUUGCUGACGUUUCUCAGGAUCCAACUCUGCCCCGUACAGAAGACCAUCCCUGUCAGAAAUGUGGCCACAAAGAAGCAGUAUUUUUCCAGUCUCACAGCGCGAGGGCCGAGGAUGCCAUGCGCCUGUACUAUGUCUGCACAGCCCCCCAUUGCGGCCACCGUUGGACAGAGUGAAACACUCAGAGAUGGCCAGGCCUCUGCCAGGCCUCUUCCUGUCUCCUGGCCGCAGAGUACUUCCCUGCUAUUUAUCAGUUCACGCUGUCUGAAUCGUAUUUCGUUUUUGCUCUAAUAAAUGAUUUAUUUUUUACAGAAGACUCAACCUUGUGCAUGGAGUGGGGCUCAGCAGAGGUUAUACUGUGGCAUGCUUGCUGCUGUCUGAGCUUGGUUAUUUGCUUGCAGAUGUUUCAUUACCCAGCUAGGCAACAUCAUUGGUGCGAGCAAGUGCGGGGUUUGCUCUGUUUCUAUACACUAGACUGCCCUGCCAGUGUUGCUGGGGGUGUGGUUUUCUCCUUGGUAGUUCCUUGAUUAGGGUGUUGUUUGGAAAAAUACAGGGAGCAAACCCCACACUUACCAGCACUGAUCAUGUGACCUAGUUGGGGAACAAAACAUCUGCAAGCCAAUCACCAAGUUUAGAGAGCACCAAGGACUCUGCUGUUCAACCCUGAGCUACAGAGAUUCUCUUUAUUAGAGGUUAUAUUCUUUGUGAUUUAGGCUUUAGAUCACAAGGAAGAAGAAAGUGCCUCUGAAUACAAGCACAGCGUGUUCCCUUUCUAAUCAGCUGGGGAACAUUUGCCCUCCCACUUUUUCAAUUCACUUGCUUGGAAUUUAACCACUCACCUUGUGGGCAAGAAUUUAAUGACAAAAGGUUCUCUAAGCUUCUGAGCCCUCUUUUUCCUUAAGGUAGCUCUAUUUCACUUAUGAGAGCCAGUUUGGUGUCGUGGUUGAGGCACCAGGAUAGAAACUGGGAAGCUGUGAG